Molecule: messenger RNA, 423 nt
Organism: Nomascus leucogenys (northern white-cheeked gibbon)
Lineage: Eukaryota; Metazoa; Chordata; Mammalia; Primates; Hylobatidae
Source: RefSeq, a predicted model, not a curated record
AUGCUACUGGAGUCAUCUUCCUUUUUUACGCCACUAUCUUUCCCUUCUCUUUUACCCUCAGUACCAGAUAUUAGUUCUUCCCCUUCUCCAAUGUCUUACAUCACCUCCCAGGAGAUGAAGUGUAUUCUUCACUGAUUUGCCAAUUAGUCAGGUCCCCAGUGUGAACAUUUCCUGAAGGACCUGGUAGCUAAGGCAGUGCCAGGAAAAUUACAGCCACUGCCAAAUAGUCUGGUGCAGCUUAGUGUGUCCGGGGCAAAUGGAUCACCUUGUAUCUUUGAGUGCCAGCUAUGUCUUUGGGAUCAGUGGUCUCAAGGCUGGGCUGAGCAGGAGUGCAAUGCAUUUGUCAGGCAGCUGGAGUUCCGUGAGCCAGACUUCAUGGCAAAGUUUGACCAAGCAGUGGCUGCUACAGCUGGUAAGGACUGA